This is a messenger RNA of Stegostoma tigrinum, 465 nucleotides long. RefSeq names its product ral guanine nucleotide dissociation stimulator-like 3. The record is from RefSeq and is a predicted model, not a curated record. Bases 58 to 294 code for a protein of 78 amino acids. The transcript is spliced from 3 exons. Gene Ontology annotation, biological process: signal transduction. NCBI's taxonomy places the organism in Eukaryota, Metazoa, Chordata, Chondrichthyes, Orectolobiformes, Stegostomatidae.
GAGAAAAGCUGCCUCAUCCGAGUCUGAUUAGAGGAGGACAGAGCACAACAAUUCAAAAUGAUUUUGGUGACUAAUCAAGAUCGUGUAUCUGAAGUUCUCAACAAAGCCAUGACCGCGCUCACAUUUGAACCCGAGCGUCCUCAGCAAUUUGCUCUAGCACAGAUCAUUGAAUCAAAUAAAGUGCUCAUACUUCCGGCCGAUGCCAUCCUGUAUUACGCAAUGGACAAGAAAGUGAAUCACGACUUCAUCCUGAGAUUCACUGAAAGAAGAUCUUCAUGUCUAUGCAAGUUUUAGCUGUAAGGAACAUAAUGUUUCAUGGGACUCUGUUGGAUCUAAAAUCUCUGCUCAGUAUCAAAAACCCUGCAAUAUAUGAAUAAAUUACUUUGGCAGUGUUCUACUUUAAAUUAUUGAACAAUUUGGAGAGAGUGACUUGACUUCAGACAAUUGCUUAACAUUAACUUUUGA